AAAAACAAAAACAAUAAAAUAAACAACCGAAACAUUGUGAAUUAUAACACAGCAGAUUCGUGCGACGUUGUUGUUGAAAUUGUAGAGAAAGUGUAAGAGAGUUACAGAGUAAUAGUAGAAGUAAUAAUAAUAGUAAUAACUGUAAUCAUAAACACGUAUUUUACAAGGAAAAUUAGCAGGAUAUAAACCAAGAGGAUCGGAUUGGCAAGUAGCAAGUGUAACGAAGCGUAAGGAUUAUCGUCGUUGCAGUAUUAAAUCACACAAUUACGGUGCGUGAUAAGUGUCAUUAAUUGUCCGUUGUGUGACAGCAAAGAUAGUGCAGGAUAUAUUUACUGUAAACCGGAGUGUUCGUCAAGAAGGAUAUAUUAUCCAGCAGUCAUCGAACUUGCAGGAACGUAGGAAGGAAGAAGGGAAGGAGAGAAGAGAAGGCGAAGUCGCGGUGCAGGUCUAACCGUGAGAAAUCAAUACCCGAGCAAGUCGGGGGCGAGUGACAGUGAAGAGGCGAAGAGAGAGAGAGAGAGAGAGAGAAACAGACCGUGUUUGCGUGAGUGCGCGCGAUUGGUGACGCGGUGUAAAAAUAUAUAUCAGUUUGCACCUGUUCCUGCAUUUACGUAACGCGGAUAUAGCAUACAAGGAUAGACAAGUAAAUAUAAGCGAUCGCGGGUGUACAGAGGUGACUGAGAGUCUGGUGCCGGCGAAAAAACCGCGGCAAGGAGAAGAAGGAAAAAGAGGAACAAAACAGCAGUUGAUAGAACACAAUGAAGGCGAUGGUGGUGAGUCCGGUUGGAGGAAGAGUGCCGCCCAGCCGCGGGGUCCUGCACAAUGGUUUGGGCCUGAACGGUAGCCGAAGAGAUAUGGAAGCGGAGGAGGUCGCGGCUUAUCUAACAAAGCUGAGAUCGCUCGUGCCGGACAUGCCGAGGAAGAGGAAGCUCUCGAAACUGGAAGUCAUACAGAGGGUGAUCGAGUACAUAUGCGACCUGCAAACGACCCUCGAGGAGACGAACGCGCCUGAAAACCAGCAACAACAACAGCAGCACUCGCAACAGCAGCAACAGCAACAACAACAACAACAACAACGUCAGCCUUUACAGCCGCUUUCCAACUCGACGACGACGACGACGACGACGACGACGAUGAUGGUUCCCGCAUCGACCCAGAGUCUCAUCGUUACGACGACGGAAACAACGUCGUCCGAAAUUUCCGAACGGUGACGGACGCGAAAAGACAAUCCCUAAAGAUCUUGUCUCGUUCAAGCACGCACGCAAGCGUUACGGCGACACUGCGGUGCUCAGGGAGUGUAAAUACUGUACAUAAAUAUAUUAUAUGUAUAUAUACAUAUAUAUAUAUAUACGUAUAUAUACUCAUAUAUUACUCAUCGUCAUUCCUCAGUUGUAAGAAAAAGAGACACCCCCACCCCGCCCGACCCGAAACACACACAGACAUACACACACGUUCAGAGAAAUGGAAGAAGAACUAAACCGACGAACAUACCUGUUAUUGAUAUACACAGAGAUGUACUCGUAUAAUAGGUCAUUUUUAUUACCUCUGCCGUUGAAGAUAGUCCUGUACAUGGACUUGUACCUACAUACAUAUACCUGCUUACUCUAUACGCACGAAAGCAUGAUAGUAACGGAAUUUUGUUUUAUUCCAUUUUUCGUGAAUACUAUGAUUAUUAUUACUAUUAGACACUGGCCAAUUUA
Messenger RNA from Diprion similis, 1700 nucleotides. RefSeq names its product DNA-binding protein inhibitor ID-2-like (gene emc). Gene Ontology annotation, biological process: negative regulation of transcription by RNA polymerase II; cell differentiation; circadian regulation of gene expression. The record is from RefSeq and is a predicted model, not a curated record. The transcript has a single exon. Gene Ontology annotation, molecular function: transcription regulator activity; protein dimerization activity. Gene Ontology annotation, cellular component: nucleus; cytoplasm. The coding region runs from base 759 to 1211 and encodes 150 amino acids. Lineage: Eukaryota; Metazoa; Arthropoda; Insecta; Hymenoptera; Diprionidae.